Molecule: messenger RNA, 1498 nt
Organism: Colletes gigas
Lineage: Eukaryota; Metazoa; Arthropoda; Insecta; Hymenoptera; Colletidae
Gene: Syx5
Product: syntaxin-5
Exons: 5
Coding region: 143-1243 (366 amino acids)
Biological process (GO): vesicle fusion; endoplasmic reticulum to Golgi vesicle-mediated transport; intracellular protein transport
Cellular component (GO): SNARE complex; Golgi membrane; endomembrane system
Molecular function (GO): SNAP receptor activity; SNARE binding
Source: RefSeq, a predicted model, not a curated record
GUAUAGAAACCGAACUGUCAUGUGGACGUGUCCGUUUCAAUCUGUUGAUAGUUUUAGAAGAAGUUAUUCGAGGUAGACGACGGAUUUGAAUUGUAUUUUUGAGGUCGUAAAACUGUAAAUACGUAUACAAAUUGAGAAUGCGAUGCCAGCGCGUAGACGACACGUUGGCUCUGAGCUAGAUCAUGAUUUCGUAAUCACAACCUCAAACAGCUCCUGGCGGGGCAGUACCAUAAGUCAACAGCAUAACAAUGAAAGUGAAGGGUGCAAUUUAACGGAGAACGAGAAAAAGCAAACGGACAUCAUACCAGCGACAAUGACGUCGCGCGACAGGACCAAUGAAUUCGUUAAUGCUAUUCGGACAAUGCAAAGCAGGACCGUCACGCAGGCGGCAGUCUUGCAGAAUCCUCGUCGAGCACGCCAAUUACAGAGUUACUCGAAUUUUAUGAUGAUAGCUAAGAGUAUCGGGAAAAAUAUAACGAGCACGUAUACCAAGCUAGAAAAGCUUGCCCUAUUGGCGAAGAGGAAAUCUAUAUUUAACGACAGACAAAUGGAAAUUGAAGAGUUAACGAAUAUCAUAAAAACAGAUUUAAAGAGUUUAAAUUAUCAAAUAGGAAAGUUACAGGAGCUUGGAAAAAAGCAAAGAGAUGGGUACGGCGCAUCUCAAAGUCAUCACAUAGCCUCGCAUUCGUCUUCUAUUGUUAUGGCCUUACAAUCAAAACUGGCAAAUAUGUCGACACAUUUUAAAAAUGUAUUAGAAGUGCGUUCAGAGAAUAUGAGAGAGGAACAGAGUAGAAGACAGCAGUUCACACAAGGCUCUGUAUCUACAAUGUUACCGCCAAGCGUUGCUGGGAAACAAGGGUCAUUGUUGUUUCAGGAACAAGAAUCUGCUUCGUCAGUAACUAUAGAUCUGGAGCCAGCUAUAGGGCAAUUAUCAUUACAGCAUGCAAUUCACGAUGAUACUGAAGCAUACGUUCAAUCGAGAGCAGAGACAAUGCAAAAUAUAGAAUCUACUAUCAUUGAACUUGGUGGAAUUUUUCAACAAUUAGCGCACAUGGUCAAAGAACAAGAAGAAAUGGUGGAGAGGAUAGAUAGCAAUAUAGAAGAUACAGAAUUGAACGUGGAAGCAGCACAUGCAGAAAUCUUAAAAUAUUUCCAAUCCGUAACAAACAACAGGUGGUUAAUGAUAAAAAUAUUUGCGGUCCUUAUAUUUUUCUUUAUAUUUUUUGUAGUGUUUCUGGCAUAAAAUAAUUGUUACAUUACUAUGCAUAUUUCUUUACGCAACUUUGUAGUUGACCAUCCAUAUCUAUUACUUAUAAUAUAAGAUCCAAGUGCAAGACGAAUUUUUAUAAAAUUAUGAUUCAUUAGCUAUAGAAUAAUAAUAUAUUUAUUGCAUUCCUUGACCUCCGUUGAAUUGUGAAUACUGUAAGUAUUAAUUAUUAAAAGGUUCACCAAUGUAGCCUACAGGGUACAUUGUUGUAUGUAAAAUGUAAAAAGGAAA